CAGGUUAAUAAGAAAUAGUCAGAUGGAAAUUGCUGUGUUGAAUAUCUGACUUUUGUUUUGCUAAGAUAAAGCUGCAAAAGGGAGAACAGGCUCUGUGGAGAGAACCCAGGGAAGUGACCUGGGGAGGACGAUUGAAGAUGCCGGUAGAGGAGUAAUAAAUGUCCCAGCUCAACUCUCCUACUCAUGGGAAAAUCAGAUGCCCGAACCUCUGAGGAUUGUGCUGGUAGGAAAGACCGGCGUAGGAAAGAGUGCUUCAGCAAACACCAUCUUAGGGAGGGAAGCUUUUGAUUCUGAGAUCACUCCUUCCUCUGUGACAGCUAAAUGUGCAAAGGAGAGUGAGAUCAUCGAUGGGAGAGAAGUGUACGUGGUCGACACUCCAGGCCUGUUUGACACAAAUCACAGUAAAGAGGAGAUUGCGAAGGAGAUUGCAAAGUGCAUCUGUUUGGCCUCUCCAGGUCCCCAUGCGUUUUGUGUGACUAUUCAGCUGGGCAGAUUCACAGAGGAGGAGCAAGAAACGGUGAAGAUGAUUCAGAAGGUAUUUGGGAAAGAAGCAAGCAAGUACACGAUGACGCUCUUCUCUCACGGGGACAGACUGAAAAGACAAACGAUUGAAGAGUUCGUCAGCAAGAGUACCGAACUCAAAGCGUUCACAGAUCAGUGCCGUGGGGGACGUCACGUGUUCAACAACGAGGACCAAGGGAAUCGUGCUCAGGUCACAGAGCUGUUGAGAAAGAUUGAUAAGAUCGUGGCAGCGAAUGGGGGAGGCUACUACACCACUGAGAUGUUUCAGAAAGCGGAAGAAGAGAUUGAAAAGGAGAAGGAGAAGAUCCUGAAAGAAAAUAAAAAGCAGAGAGAGAGAGAGAUGGAGGAGUUGAGGAGAAAGAUUCAGGACAAAGACAAACUGAAUCAAGCUUUGCAAGAUCUGAGAGUGAAGCACGAGAGGGACGCUAGGAAAAAAGCAGAGCUUAGCAAUGGAUUCAUCGGUGCAUUUUGCGGUUUAGCGCUAGGUGGAAUAGCCGGUGCUUUAUUGGGUGGAUGUAUAGGGAUAGUGGGUGGGCCAAUAGGUGUUAUUGCUGGGUUAGCAGUCGGAGCAGGGGCUGGAGCAGCAAUCGGAGCUGCAAUUGGUGCAGGAACGGGAGUAGCAGCAGCUAAAGCUCAGGUUGGGAAAUGCACCAUACAGUGAGACAAUACAAAUCUAUGGAAAUCCUUUUCAUUGUUUCCCAUGUACCAAUAACAAGCACAUAGACAGAAUAUAGAGUUAUGCUAUACAUAUUCUUUAAUGUUUCUUAGGCAAGCAGACAUGGUCUAUUUCAUCUGAUAUUGGAACAUGAAAGACAUGAUACUGUAGAUAUUGGAAAAGGAUAUUGGAACAUCAAAGACCUAAUAGAGCCUAUCAUGUUCCAUCUUCAAGAAACCACUUUCUGUCAUUUCUCAGUUCCCUAGUGGUUUGUGAUUUUGU
Sardina pilchardus (European sardine) is the source of this 1459-nucleotide messenger RNA. RefSeq names its product GTPase IMAP family member 7-like. The coding region runs from base 197 to 1183 and encodes 328 amino acids. The transcript has 3 exons. Gene Ontology annotation, molecular function: GTP binding. Lineage: Eukaryota; Metazoa; Chordata; Actinopteri; Clupeiformes; Clupeidae. The record is from RefSeq and is a predicted model, not a curated record.